Messenger RNA from Effrenium voratum, 1230 nucleotides. Lineage: Eukaryota; Dinophyceae; Suessiales; Symbiodiniaceae. The record is from the annotation of a GenBank genome assembly.
AUGAGCGCAGCCGAUGUCCCAGUGGCUGAUGUCCCACCAGCAGAAAAGGCCGAGAGUGCCUCCGAGGAUUGGAUCGUUGUCGAUGACCCUCCACAGACGAAGGAAGGCUUGCACCCCGAUGCGGAGCUGGAUCUGGUCUUCAUCUGCGAUUGCACCGGCUCCAUGGGUGCCUACAUCAAGGCAGCGCAGAAGAACAUUCAGUCCAUUGUGACCAAGAUCUCCCAGACCCAGGGUGCCAAGGUGCGGUUCGCGCUGGUCAGCUACCGGGACCACCCGCCGCAGGAGAAGACCUACGUGACGCGCGUCCACGGUUUCACGGAGGAGGUCGAAGCGAUGCGCGAAUUCGUCAACACCAUGCAGGCGGUGGGCGGCGGGGACGGCCCGGAGGCGGUGGCCGCGGGGCUGUUUGAGGCGCUGAAGCUGCCCUGGCGGCCCAACGCCACGAAGGUCUGCGUGCUGAUCGCCGAUGCGCCGCCCCACGGGCUGGAGCCGACCGGGGACGGGUUCCCCGACGGGGACCCGGAUGGCCGGGACCCCCUCAAGAUCUUGCGGGACAUGGCGGCCCAAGACAUCACCUGCUACUCCGUGGGCUGCGAACCCGCCCUCGGGAACUACCACUUCGCGCGGGACUUCCUCUGCAACGUGGCCGAGGUGACGGGCGGCCAGGCGGUGGCACUGAGCUCCGCGGCCAUGCUGGCGGACGUGAUCAUCAACGGCUCCGCCGAGGAGCUGGCGCUUUCAAAGCUGCAGCGCCAGGUGGAAGAGGAGGUGCUGCGGGUGCAGACAGGCGCCAGGCGCGAGGGCCGGGAGAUCACCACUGAGGCGGCGGUGGGCGCCGCGUUUCAGAGCCUCCAGGCCCGGGGCGUGACCAGCGUGCAGAUGGAUACGGAUGGCCGCAUGCAGAACGACACCAGACCGUGCUGGGGCAGCACGAGGGAGCAGAAGUCUCUGAAAGCCGUCAAGGCCGAGCUGCACGCCCUGCCGCGGAGUGCGCCUGCCCCGUCCUCCCGGACACCUGCGAUGGCAAUGCCCGCGAUGUCUUCGACGCGGUUCGGCGGCGGCGGCUACGCUUCCGCCGCCGCCGCGCCGGCGUCCGCGGCGGCCGCGGCGGCCGCGCCGGCCACGGCGCCCGCGUCCGCGACGCGGAACUGCCUGAAGACGGACCUCAUUAGUGCGGACCAGGUGAGCCGUGUGGUCCAGAAAGCGCAAUAUCAGAACCGCCUGCUUUGA